Messenger RNA from Lampris incognitus (smalleye Pacific opah), 1252 nucleotides. It is a transcript of the gene srsf10a, whose product is annotated as serine and arginine rich splicing factor 10a. The transcript is spliced from 6 exons. NCBI's taxonomy places the organism in Eukaryota, Metazoa, Chordata, Actinopteri, Lampriformes, Lampridae. Gene Ontology annotation, molecular function: RNA binding. The coding region runs from base 92 to 856 and encodes 254 amino acids. The record is from RefSeq and is a predicted model, not a curated record.
CUUCACCACGUAGGCCGGUCAAUGCGUGAGGAGUCUCCCCAGACGAGGCAACAAACUCGGCGUAGACGACAAAGCAGCUGGUGACCAGAACAUGGCGCGGUAUCUGCGGCCUCCCAACACCUCCCUGUUCGUCAGAAACAUCUCGGACGAGUCCAGGCCAGAGGAUUUACGACGUGAGUUUGGUCGUUAUGGGCCUAUUGUAGAUGUCUACAUACCACUUGACUUCUAUACGCGACGACCAAGAGGAUUUUCCUACAUUCAGUUUGAGGAUGUCCGGGACGCCGAGGACGCUCUUCACAACCUGGACCGCAAGUGGGUGUGCGGACGCCAGAUUGAAAUCCAGUUCGCCCAGGGAGACCGCAAGACUCCCAACCAGAUGAAGUCAAAGGAGCGCCACUCCCCUCGCAGUUUCUCCCGGUACGACGAUGGCGAUCGAGAUGGUCGUCACCGACGCUCUCGCAGCCGCAGCUACGGCCGCCACAGGUCCCGCAGCCCCUCAUAUGAACGCCGCCCUCGGAGGUCUGAGAGUCCCAGAGAGUCUCGAUCAUAUGGCCGACACAGGCGGAGCAGAAGCCGUGAAAAUGAAAGGUCCAGAGGCGUUCCUCGUGAACACCACAGGACACACCGUGGCCCGGGGUCCCACAGCCGCUCAACCUCCCGCACCCCAUCCCCUUCAAGAUCCAGGCCUAAAGGUAGAAAGAGCCGGUCCAGGUCCCCCAGCCCGGCGGAGGACUUAAACCCCUCCUCCAGUUCUCAGAAACAGUCCAUGGGGCGCUCUCCAUCACGCUCCUUCUCUCGAUCCGUGUCUCGCUCACGCUCCAGGUCUUGGGCUGGCCGCAAGUCCGGAGGCCACUAACUCUUCAAUCUUCCAGGGCCUGUCGUCCCUAUCUCUUCCUAUUGCUUGUGUUCAACAUUGAGGGUGAGGUAGCAGGAAGACCACUGAUUUCCAUGUUUGCGUUGGUUAAUUGUUUGAUUCUGUUGUCAGAGCCAGUGGAAUAUGCUGCCUACACACAAAAAGCUACAGCUGCCAGAUCUUUAUUUUAGCAGCGCGAAACAAAGCAAGAUCAUCUAGGACAAUAACUGGUUCACUGUAUUAACAGAUAAGGGUGUCUUUUUGUCAAUCAAUUGGGUACCUUUUAGUGUUUACUGAGGCUAACGAUUAGAUUAUAGUCUCAGACUGUUAAGUGCUAUUUUUGUAUUUGGAGCAAGCAAUACUCUGCAUGGGUAUAUAUAUAUAUAUAUAUACCCAUAU